UAAUUUCCACUCUUUCAAGCAGACUACAGGCAGCCAUGUACAGAGCUUAUGCAUCUCCAAGCUAUUCGAACCGUUGGCAAGAAAGCUGUGCUCGGUUGCUUGCUCCAUUAACUCUAUGGUUAUGUGGCAUUGUCAGUGACUUUGAGAUAUGGAUAUUAUGGGAAUUGUCAUAUGGAGCCCGGACCGAGCUCAUCCCGUUUGUUGACGGCAAAUUCAAUCUUUGUAGAUCAGAUUCAGGUGAUAGAUAGUGCCAAGAAAGGUGCUGUUCUUCAUGGGUUUGUGGAGAAGCCAGAAUUGAGCUUGGAAACAAACUGGAAUGUAUCAAAAUAUCUGGUCCUUGGGUCAUACCACCAACAAGGAUUUUCUUUGUGGUUGAACAAGGGCUCCAGGAUCCACAUUAGAUGGGAAGUUUCAAUUGGCAAUUCCAGUGAUCUCCUAGUGGUGUUAACUAAAGGAGAGCAGACGUUAAAAAGAUCGUUGCCAGGUUCCUCCAGUUCACUUGCUCUUAGCUAUCCAACAAAUGGUAAUGGACAAGCUGAAUAUAUCAUUGAGGAAGAUGACAGUUACUCCAUCCACUUAGUGAGCAUGAACCCUAGAAGCAUCAUAAUGCUGUUGAGUGUCAAUGUUUCAUCAAAGAUGUACGACGUCACUAAAGCAGCAAGCAAGUGUUCAGCAAUAAAUGGGUUGUGUCGCUUGAAGCUUCAAUUCCCCCAUAUGAAAUUUGUUGUCUUAACCACUCCAAACAAUGGGGACCUCAGUGGAUGGUCUAUUGAGAUUUCAUUCGUGACUCGUUUGGUUACUUAUGUUGCAAUUUUAGGAUUAUCAGCAAUCUUUAUUUGUUUGAUCUUGAAGUACCUUGGAGCCUGUGAUGGUGAGGAAUAUGUAAACAGUACAGUAGAGGAAGUACCAGUGACCGAAACCAAUCCAUUACUGCAAGAGAAGAGAAUCCAAAUUGAUUAUGGAACAAGUGAUGAAGAUCCAGAUUCGAGAGCGGGCAGUUCCUCUGAGGACUUAUAUGAUGGAAAGAUUUGUGUAAUUUGCUACGAUGAACAACGAAACUGCUUCUUUGUUCCAUGUGGCCACUGUGCCACUUGUUAUGAAUGUGCUCAGAGGAUCAUUGAAGGGGAAAACAAAGUAUGUCCAAUAUGCAGGAGAUUCAUUCACAAAGUAAGAAGAUUGUUCACUCCCUAACACUGCCCGAUCAUAAAUACGCGUUGUCCCUGAAAAGGAGGCUUAUAUCUUGGAAUGAGAAUAUGUUUUCUCUGUUUAUCAAUUUCUGCUUGAU
Molecule: messenger RNA, 1285 nt
Organism: Telopea speciosissima
Lineage: Eukaryota; Viridiplantae; Streptophyta; Magnoliopsida; Proteales; Proteaceae
Product: E3 ubiquitin-protein ligase APD1-like
Exons: 8
Coding region: 172-1191 (339 amino acids)
Source: RefSeq, a predicted model, not a curated record